AUGAAUGCCAACGACAUGUGCGGCGAGGCUAUCCCGGCUCGGCGACGCCAGGCUGCCUCCUAUGGUGUGACUUCCAGCAACUCCGAGCAAAGCACGCUCGCUUCCCCGCAUCUCACGCCGUCGCAACGCUUCGAACGUGACUACGCGCGCCGCAGUCCACCAACGCGCUCCGUUUCCGAGCCUCUGCUGAAGCAUGGCCAGCCCCACCCAGCUCGUGUGGGCGACCAAGUCGCGAAGAUGUUAUGGGAUAUAAUCGUAUCGGUGGGACAGUGGGCUGCACGGCUUGUUGCAUGUGUAGGCCGCAUUGGAGAGCGAAUCGAGGACUGGGAAGACCGAGUGGAAGUGCGGCGACAGCGGUUCCAAGACUACGUGGAGGACUGCGAGGCGUGGCUCGUGGAGGGCGUCAUGCAGUGGUGGGCGGGGGAGAGGCCAGACACCGAGGUUGCAGCAGGAUGGUGUGAGCUAUGUUCUGGGGAGACUGCAGAGAUUGUCGCCAGGGACAGGCAGUAUCUCAAGGGCAACAGUCGCCAUGGCUGAUGCGUGGCGCGCGGAGGCCAACAAAUGGCUCGGAUAGCGGCGGGCAGGAGAUUUGCCAUGAACUUUUCAUUGGUUGCGCAGCUGUCUGGAUUAACAUCAUGGGCGAUGGUGACGUUGUGGCGACCAUCCGGGUAGUGUUGUGCGGUGGGAUGGUUGAUGUUGGC
This is a messenger RNA of Dothidotthia symphoricarpi CBS 119687, 701 nucleotides long. RefSeq lists its product as uncharacterized. The transcript has a single exon. The record is from RefSeq and is a predicted model, not a curated record. The coding region runs from base 1 to 537 and encodes 178 amino acids. Lineage: Eukaryota; Fungi; Ascomycota; Dothideomycetes; Pleosporales; Dothidotthiaceae.